AAUCUCAAGACGAGUCCCUCUCGUAACUCGUAAGUUACCGCUACGUUCGUGUUCAGUGGGCGGGGAAUUGAUAGAAUCUUAUGUUUACAAAAAUUUCAUAAAGAAAUUAUUACGCCAAGUGACGAAUUGAUCGAUUUCGAAGAUGAUACGUUUCAUCCUUAUACAAAAUAGAGCGGGUAAGACUAGAUUAGCAAAAUGGUACAUGAAUUUCGAUGAUGAUGAAAAACAAAAGUUAAUAGAAGAAGUUCAUGCAGUUGUUACUGUCAGAGAUGCAAAACACACAAACUUUGUUGAAUUUCGCAAUUUCAAGAUAGUGUAUAGGCGGUAUGCAGGUUUAUAUUUCUGUAUUUGCGUCGAUGUUAAUGAUAAUAAUCUCUGUUACUUGGAAGCGAUUCAUAAUUUUGUAGAGGUGUUAAACGAAUACUUUCAUAAUGUAUGCGAAUUGGAUUUAGUCUUUAAUUUUUACAAGGUGUACACUGUUGUGGACGAGAUGUUUUUAGCUGGUGAAAUCAGAGAGACGAGUCAAACCAAAGUACUGAAACAACUCUUGAUGUUAAAUUCUUUAGAAUAAACAGACUCAUUUUUAGCUUUAUAUGUUAACAAAUGCUUCAUCUGAAUAUGUGUAAUAUAUCCAAAAUGGAUGUACAUUCAUAAUAUGUAGAUUAUUGCUUAAAACACAUACAUAAACCCUCUAUGUAAUGAUAUCAUUCAGAUGAGUUUCAAUAAUUAUGUUUCGUAUAAAGAAGGUAAUGAAAUACAAUAAUCUCUACUUGAAGUUUAUAAUUUAGGAAAAAAAGAUCAAUGCUCAAAACUUGACAAACUAUUGUAGGCAUGAAAGAACAAGUAGAAAGAAUUAUAUAAAAUAUAUCCUCUGUGUUUUAAGUAUGUAAUAAAUCUUGUAAAUAUGUGA
Molecule: messenger RNA, 910 nt
Organism: Cataglyphis hispanica
Lineage: Eukaryota; Metazoa; Arthropoda; Insecta; Hymenoptera; Formicidae
Gene: AP-2sigma
Product: AP-2 complex subunit sigma
Exons: 4
Coding region: 143-571 (142 amino acids)
Biological process (GO): intracellular protein transport; clathrin-dependent endocytosis
Cellular component (GO): intracellular membrane-bounded organelle; membrane coat; AP-2 adaptor complex
Molecular function (GO): clathrin-cargo adaptor activity
Source: RefSeq, a predicted model, not a curated record